Molecule: messenger RNA, 582 nt
Organism: Gracilinanus agilis (Agile Gracile Mouse Opossum)
Lineage: Eukaryota; Metazoa; Chordata; Mammalia; Didelphimorphia; Didelphidae
Product: interleukin-36 alpha-like
Exons: 4
Coding region: 1-582 (193 amino acids)
Biological process (GO): positive regulation of gene expression; cytokine-mediated signaling pathway; cellular response to lipopolysaccharide
Molecular function (GO): cytokine activity
Source: RefSeq, a predicted model, not a curated record
AUGAUAGAAAUAUCCUUUGUGGGCCCCAAAGAGAAGGAAAUCCAUGACAUCCAUCAGUAUGUCUGGGUCCUGCAGGGCAGCAUACUCGUAGCUGUUCCAAAUGAUGAAACUGUGAAGGCAGGUUUGACAUCAAGCAAUUCCAAUGGCUUCAGUAUUCUGGAUUCCAACCAGCAGGUGUUGUCUCUACAGGAUAAGACUCUCAUAGCAACCCCGUACACUGACCAUGUGAUUCCUGUUACUUUGGAAAUACUGCCAUGUAGAGACCCAGAAUACCCCGUGAGAGAUGAAAGAAUAGCUGUUUACUUGGGAAUUAGUGGCAAAGACCUCUGUUUGUUAUGUGAAGAAAGUAGAGGGCAGCCUAUCCUGAAGCUAGAGGAUAAGAAGAUAAUGGACCUGUACUCUUCCCAGAAGGCACAGAAGCCUUUUGUCUUUUACCAAAAUCAGAUUGGCAAUACAUCAACUUUAGAAUCAGCAGCAUAUCCUGGGUGGUUCAUCUGUACCUCAACUGAGAUAGACCAACCUGUCACAAUUACACAGCAUAUAGGGCCAAAUCACAAUAUUGCUUUUUAUUUAUCACCCUGA